This is a messenger RNA of Bursaphelenchus xylophilus (pine wood nematode), 6217 nucleotides long. The record is from the annotation of a GenBank genome assembly. Lineage: Eukaryota; Metazoa; Nematoda; Chromadorea; Rhabditida; Aphelenchoididae.
AUGAAUGUUUUAUUGCUUCUAAUCCUGUUCGCUAUAAAAAUCAACGCCGAGAACUCGGAGAAUCUGAACCCGAAGCCGAGGAAUGUCAUCAAUGAGGGUAAGGGGUCAUUUGAAUUGCUCAUUUGGGCCGUUAAAUCCGAAUUUUUUGGCCGAAACGGCUGGAAUUUGUUGGAUUUGGCUAUAAAAUUGAUUUUAAUGGCGAAAAAGAAGAGUUGCUGACAUUUCAAAUGGCCAUAAAUAGUUAGAUUAAACAUGGAAAAAAAUUUUUUGGCCUUUUGAAAAAAAAUAUUUUUUGGUAUUUUGCACUGUGCGAUUUUUUUCAAUUCAAAUUUUUACCGGUAAAUAAGGUAAAGGGCCGUGAUUUUUCUCUGCAAAUUAUAAUAUCAGGCUAUUUACAUAGUAUUUCAGGCAUUUCAGUCAUCCUCGCCGUCUUUUUGACCGAAAUUUUUUUCAAAAAUAAAAAUUUGACCUUGUUUUAGGCAACAAAUCUGAAAUUUUUGCCGAAAUCUUUGAUUUUUCUGGCAAAGCAAUGUAGAAUUUUGAAUAAUGUUUUGUUUGUAGCUGUUUUUCAUUAAUUUCAAUCAAAAUUUUAUCCAUUUUUGCAAAUUUUUUUUUAAUUUUUCGUCUAACACAAUAUAAAAAAUCUAAAUUUUUAAUCCAAAAAUAGCAUUUUCUUCCUUUUGCAACUUUCAAAAGUUCGUUUCAACCUUUUCCCAUCGCAUUCCCCUCCACUUUAUUUAUAAAAAAUCACCUGUUCGAGGUCAGUUAACAUCCCCCAAACAAUGGGUGAUUAAAGGCCGUUCCAUUAUUAAUGGCCUCAGGGCAAAUGGGACUUUUCUGACUUUUCUGGACUCUUAAAAAUUAGUUCUGGCUUAAUUAAUGAGAUUUUCGGGGAAAUUACCGUAGUUUUAUAUGAUCCUAGUAAUUUUAAAAAGUUGUAAUAUCAGUGUAAAUACGAUAAGUUUACUUUUUUUAUAACUUACCAGUAAUUUUAAGAGUCUGUAAAAUUUUUUUGCCCCAUUUUGAUUUCCAUUUUGCGACCCCUGAGACCCCACUACAAUAUGGGGGCUUUCGGGGAAAGAAACUUUGGCCAUCGGAUAAAAGUUCCGUCGUUUCGCGGCCCUAAACGCCCUCCCGGGAUCGGAUGUCAUGAUAAUCCGCCGAUUGGAGGCUUUGAGUGGCGACAUUAUGCCAAAAAUUCCCUUGAGGGCGCAGUUCGGGAAUGGAGAAAAUAGGGCCGAAAAUCCUGGGGAAUAAUCGAAAUGACAACAAGUGCAGGGAAAUGAUAUAGAGGGGAAAAUAAUUGGAAAACGGCCGUAUUUUAGGAGAAUUUUGAAUAAAAUUUUAUAAAAUAUGUCAUGAUGACAUAUUUUUUGAAAAUUUCAAAAAUCGAAAUACACCUUAAAUUUCAUAGCCUAUUUUCUAUAUGGUUUCAACGAAAUUGUCAAAAAUUUCAUAAAAAUAUGUCAUGAUGACAUAUUUUUUUGAAACUCUAAAACAUCCAAAAGUUGUCAAAACAGGUUUUUCAGACCCAAAAAAAGUGUUUAUCCACCUAAAAUACGAACCCCCAUAUUCUCUCCCCCGCGAUUUUCUUGCCGAAAUCCAGCACCAUGACGCCUAAUCUGCAUAAUUACAGUGAAAAGCAUGUCGCGAAUCACUCAAAUUAUUCGAAAUUAAUGAGAGAUCCGGUCAUUACCCCUCCUCUCGGUUGACAUUGCGCAACGAGCGGAUUAAAAUUGACUCCAAUUUUAAUUAAAAACCGAAUGCAAAUAAUGGACAUUAGCUAUACGGGCAUUGGGGAAUAAGAAUGAGGCAAAUCGCCGCAGGGAAAAUAAGAUAAUCGGAGAAAGAGGAAUCUGCAUAAUGAGUAGGAUCUAGUUAAGACAAUUACAGGGAGACAAUUGGAAAUAUCGAGGGGUUUGAAGUCAAAUCGACCUUAUUUUAGACAUCAGAUGGGGAUUUUUGGGAAAAAUGAGUAUAAAAUUAAAAAUAUAUGGUUUUUUGAAACGACGAUUGAAUUUAUAAAUUCUAUGGACCUUUUUGGACCUAUAUACUAGUAUUACUGCAAAAUAAUCUUCUUCAAAUUUUGUCAUUUUUGUCAUUUUACCCUUCAAAGUCAUCAAAAAAGCCUUAUAAUUAUAAAAACCUCAAAAUGCAAAUUCAAUCCUCAAAUCUAUGAAUCAAUAAGCUAUUUAAGAGAAAAAUACGAUGCAAAGAUGUCUCAACUCAUUUAUAUCACCACUGUAAUCUCAAUUUUCAGGUUCAAACCAAGUGAAAUAUCAGAGUGCGGCCGGCGCUCAAGAGAACUUCCGACUAGUCGAUGUUUACGGCGAUUCUGUGAUUAUUGGAGCCCGAGAUGCCGUCUACAAUCUGUCAAUCCAAUCAUUGGAUCCAAAAUUUGUAAGCAAAACUUAUCGUGGUGGAAUUCCAAAAAAUAUGUCAUCAUGACAUGUUGAAAAUGAUAAAGAUUGAUGUUCUGAGCUUAGUACUGGUUAUUUUUGAGGAAAAAGAUUCUAAAAAAGAUUUGGUUUUACCUUCCAAAAAAAAUCCGUCAUCAUGACAUUUUUAAAUUUUCCAAAAAAUCCGUCAUCAUGACAUUUUUAAAUUUGAUGAAAUCUCAAAAAUUAUUUUUUUUUCAUUUUAUUAACUGGUCAAAACAGAUGCCCAGAAAAAAAUUCCGAGAUACUGACCAUUUUUCCGCGUCAUCAUGACUUAUUUGUUUAGAAUUUUUCAAAAUUUUCCCGAAAUUUUUUGAUUUCCCCUUAUUUUCCUCAAUUUUCAGACGAUCCAAUGGCCCGCACUAGGUCAAACCAUCGAAGAAUGCCAUAUGAAGGGCAAGUCCGAGGCCGAAUGCCACAAUUUCAUUCGAGUUGUGGCACCGUUGCGCAACGGACGCACCCUAAUUUGCGGAACUCACGCGUUCUCCCCGCAAUGUCGGGAAUAUGAUUACAAUUUGGCGGAGGAUCGAUUCGUGGACAAACAAGAGUACAGUGGGCAAGCGAUUGCUCCUUAUGAUCCUAGGCACAACUCAACUUAUGUAUAUCUUCGCGAGAGUAAUGACAUUUUUGUGGGGACGGUUUCGGAUUUCGGGGGGAAUGACCCAUUGAUUUAUCGGAAAAGAUUACCGAGAGGAGAGAGUUUGAGGACACAGAAGGACGACCUGAGAGUCAUUGAUUGUAAGUUCGAAGUGGUUGACUAAAAUUUGAAACAAUUAAAAAAAUUUUUUUCAAACAAAAAUUCGAAAAAUCCGUCAUUAUGACACAGAAAGGGGGCAAAAUUGAGUUAUCCAAAAUUUUACUGUCUCUUUACUACUUACCACACAUGAUGUAAAUUUCAAAUUUAUGAAUUUCCGUUAAUUAAAGAUGUCAUCAUGACAUGUUUUCUAAAAGAAAUAUUGAAGAAAACGUCAUUGUGACUGGCAAAACGGUCAACUCAAGUAAAAAUGUUUACUACAUCGAUUUCAGUAAAUAAAUUAAUCUCAAAUUUCUCAAUUCCUUGCUGAUUGCACAUGUCAUCAUGACGGAUUUUUUGGAAAUUUUUCAAAAAUUUCUUUUUAUUCAAAAAUUGAAGGAAUUGAGAAAUGACAGUUUAUUUUACUGUAUAAAUUUCUCUUCAGACCCGGACUUUGUCGGUUCCUUCGUCUACAAAGAGCACGUCUACUUUUGGUAUCGAGAGAAAGCCGCCGAAAGUAUGGACAACAACCACGAACGCCAAACCUACGCUCGGGUUGGUCGAGUCUGCGCCAACGACCAUGGAGGCCCAUCGCCAGCCCAGGAUCGGUGGUCAUCCUUCCUCAAGGCGCGAUUGAACUGCUCGGUCCCCGCUGAUGUUCCCUUCUAUUUCAAUGAAUUGCGUAAGUUCGCUUUAAUGGUAGUGGCUGGAUUUUCUGAUCACGAAAUUGGAUGAAAUUUUUGAUUUUGAGGUUUGAGGAGAUCGACAUUUUUACGGAGCCAAAAUUUAAAAUUUUCUGUAAAAAAUUGGCCUUAAUUCAGAGCUACCCCAUGUGUAAUAUACCGAUUUUUCUGACAUUUAUGGUUGUCUGUUAGCUUUGUAACAUCUAGAGAAAUUUCUGGAAAUAAAUAUUUUUAUUCGUAUUUUACAAAAAUGACAAAAAUAUGGCAUUUUCUAUUUAAAAAAUCUUGACUUUCAAUUUUUCCGAAAAUUUGUAGAAAUCAAGAUUAUUAUUUUUUAUGGCAUUUCUGAAAGUUUCAAGCUGUAUUUUGCCCAAAUAACUGAGCUAUAGACUUUUUAACUUCAAAAAAUCUCAUUUUCAAUAUCCCAAAAAUUUGCCACAAAAUCCAACUCUCCGUUUCAGAGUCCAUCAGUGACCCGAUUGAGGACGGUAACGGCGACGCCGUCGUAUUCGGCGUCUUCCAAACCUCCCGUUCUUCGGUUCUCCUCUCGGCCGUCUGUGCCUUUCGAAUGAGUUCCGUCCAAGAACUGUUCGACCACGGUCGUUUCAAGACCCAACGCACGCCUCAGUCGGCCUGGAUUCCCAAUCAACGCUUCUAUACGGCGAAUCAGGAGAGGCCCGGGAAGUGUGUGAUGGACAGUCGACGACUGUCGGAUGUCUCUUUUAUCAUCAAAAACCCGUUGAUGUAUGACCUGGUCCAGGCCGAAGGGAAGCGGCCGCUGUUGGUGGAGGGGCCCGCCAAGCCCGAACUCACCGCCAUUCAUGCGAUCAAGCCGGUCAAGUCGGUGCGCGGCCAACUUCACAACGUCAUCUAUGUGGGACGACAUGACGGAACGAUCGGGAAAAUCGUGGAGACAGCGAGAAAUCAGACAACAGUCCUGGCCGAGAAUGUCCGCGUUUUCGAAAACCAUGUCCCUGUGAUUCAAAUCGCGUCGGCCUCGGAUCUGGAGCUGUUGGUUGUCGCCAAAGAUCGAGUAAUCAAAGUGGCCGUCCAACAUUGUGACAGUCAGACGAGUUGCUCGUCAUGCGUGAGGCUGAGGGACCCGCAUUGUGCGUGGGACAUCUCGGCGAAACGAUGUGUCCACAGAACGUGAGUUGACGGUUUUUUAACAAAUUUUCUACUGGAAAAUGAGAUUUUUUGAAGAAAAAAAUAAAAAAAAUCUUAACUGUUACAUUAAUCGACCUCCAUUUCUUCAGUGACUGGUCUCGUGGAAGCUUUGUCCAAAAUGUUUUGACCGGCAUCUCCGAGCAAUGUCCCAGCUCAGUGUACGCCCAGACCAUCGACGAGAACAGUUACGCGAUCGAUGUGAACGGGCCCGGAUUCGGAGAGCAGAUUUUGUUGGGACAAAUAAAGUCAGAGGGCCUCAGUAAUUCCACAACCGACUCGGCAUCCUUUACGGUCACCAUGACUAUCAUUGCGGCGAUUAUGUGCGCUUCUUUGGUCGGGUUUUUGGUGAGUUUUUUUCUCUUUUUUUGAGGUACCGGGUUUCCUACUUUACAGGGGAAAGUAUAAAAAAUAUACAGUAAAACCUCCGUAUAACGAAUCACAAGGGGCGAAAAAUAUUUGCCAUACCAAUGGUUUGUUAUACGAAGGUUCUCAUUUUAGCCUAAAAUCGACUCCAAGGACCUCUAAAAUUGUUUGUUAUAGGCAGGUUUGUUCUACAGAGUUUUCAAAUCAAUUUUUUUCGAUUUUACAAUUUCAUGAUGACUUGAAAACUCUGUACCAGAAAUUUUCAUACAAAAAAGCCUUCCUGUAACAAACACUUUCACAAGUCUCCAAAAUCAAUUUUAGGCCAAAAUGAAACUCGGUAUAACAAAACCUUUCUAUAGCGAAAAAAAAUUUUGAUCCCUUGGGUCAAUUUUUCAAUGACUUACCUUUCAAAUCUCACAUUCCCCACCUUCAUCUUGCCCCAUUUCCAGAUUGGCUACCGCAUCUCCAAAUACCGCGCCGCGCAGCAGCUGGGCUCGCCGGUCGGCUCCUCCAACGGCUCCGACUGUGACUCGUACGGGCGGGCGCGCCUCACUCGGCACGACUCGUUGAUUAUGCAGCACAAGGCGACGGUGGCGUCGGCUCCGGGCGAGCACAUCUACUCAUCGGCGCCGGUGAGUCGGGGCGGCGCCGACACCGUAUCGCUGGUGUUCAACGCGUCGCUGCACGGCAACCACAUGCCCGUGAUGACGUCGAUCUCGAACGGCGGCAGCGGGCUGCAGACGCCGCGCCACGCCGAACGCAACCUGAUGCUGGGCCAGUCCAUGGGCGCCACGCUGCCGAGGGAUUACCGGGUCCGCAAAGUCUACUUGUAG